Molecule: messenger RNA, 2880 nt
Organism: Gamsiella multidivaricata
Lineage: Eukaryota; Fungi; Mortierellomycota; Mortierellomycetes; Mortierellales; Mortierellaceae
Product: adaptin N terminal region-domain-containing protein
Exons: 9
Coding region: 221-2767 (848 amino acids)
Biological process (GO): intracellular protein transport; vesicle-mediated transport
Cellular component (GO): AP-3 adaptor complex; membrane coat
Source: RefSeq, a predicted model, not a curated record
GUGAAACCAGGCCCUUUCAGCUCAUCUCGCCCUCUCCCCCCCGCAUACACCCCUUUCCUUUUGUCUGCAUCGUCGCCCGAGGGUCCCCAGGAACAGGAAACACUCUGUAUUAUUCACCCGACUUCAUUCUCUCCCCUUCAUCGCCCUUCGCCUGAAGUGACCACGUCCAUUACCCUCCAACUCAUUCCCCUCACAGACCAGGACGACUACAUAAGCAACAAUGUACAACGUAGACGCGUACUUGAAGUCCUUGACAUCCAACGCCGCCAAGCUGUCAAAAAAGGUUCAGGAUGGCAUCGCUGAGAACACACGCGACUUCCGUUUUGAGAACCAGGCGCACUUUCUUGAUACGAACGAAGACAAGAUGAGGGAGAUUCGAAAGAACUUGGACUCGAAAUACGAAAAGGAAAAACUGGAUGGGCUGAAGCGGUUAAUCGCUAUGAUCUCCAAGGGCAGGGAUGUAUCCGAGUUUUUUCCUGACGUGGUCAAGAACGUGGCGUCGAACAGUCUGGAAGUCCGCAAGCUCGUUUACAUCUACAUUCUUCGGUAUGCAGAGCAGGAGCAGGACCUGGCAUUGCUCUCGAUCAAUACCUUUCAGAAAGAUCUAAGUGAUAAGAACCAGUUGAUCAGGGCAAUGGCACUGCGUGUCAUGUCCGGUAUCCGUGUGCCAGUCAUCAGUCCAAUUGUCAUGCUGGGCAUUAAAAAGUGCGUCACGGAUCUGUCACCUUAUGUCCGCAAGAUUGCAGCGCACGCCAUUCCAAAGUGUUACCAACUGGAUCCGGCUCAAAAGGAUGCAUUGAUCGACAUUAUCAACACCAUGCUCGGCGACAACUCGACGUUUACAAUCGGCAGCGUUCUUAUGGCGUUCAAUCACGUCUGUCCUGAUCGGCUGGAUUUGAUUCACCCUCAGUACAGAAAGCUCUGCAGGAUGCUCGUAGACAUGGAUGAGUGGGGUCAAAUUACAGCCAUGGAUUUGCUGCUGCGAUACUCGAGAACUCAAUUCUUGAAUCCCAUCGGAAAGACAAGCGCGACAACUACUCGGGCCAAGAAGGAAAAGAGCGUUGUCAAAUCAUUCUACUCAGACGACGAUUCUGAUAUCUCCCACCACUCUUCCGACGGCUCAGAAUCAUCUUCGGAUGACGAGAACAACGCUGUCGAUCCUGAUCUUGCAUUCUUGAUCAAAUGUGCGCUGCCAUUGCUCCAAAGUCGCAACAGUCAGGUUGUUCUGUCGGUCGCUAAACUCUACAUGCAUCUGGCGCCUGUGGAAGAUUCAUACAAACUUGGUCGACCUCUCAUCAGAUUGCUCAGGAGUCAUCGGGAAAUCCAAUAUGUAGUGCUGAACAACAUUGUCGCCAUUGCCAGCCAGAGGCCCUACGUGUUUGAUCAAUUCUACCAGCACUUUUUUGUCCGCUCGACAGAUCCAGUGUUCAUUCGCAACUUGAAGCUCGACAUCCUGACUAUGAUUGCAACAGAGAGCAACAUUACGUUCAUUCUCCGCGAGCUACAGGAAUAUGUCAAGAGCUCAAACAAAGGCUUUGUGACGGAGGCCAUCGAGGCCAUCGGGCGGUGUGCUUCAAAUAUACCUGAGAUGGCCGAGAGCUGUCUCGGUGGUCUUCUUAAGCUGGCGUCUAGCAAGUCAGACUCUGUUGUUGCCGAGUCCGUUGUUGCAAUCCGUCGUCUUCUUCAGCAAAGACCUGACGACAGUAUUGCUAUGAUCACGCAGCUUACAAAAUUGUUGGAUGAUAUGACGGAACCACUGGCUAGAGCCAACGUUUUCUGGCUUGUGGGCCAACACUGUGUUCAGUUGACGACAAUUGCGCCGGAUGUACUUCGCAAGGCUGCCAAGUCGUUCUGCUCAGAGAGCGAAGGAACCAAACUUCAGAUCUUGACACUCGGAGGAAAAUUGGUUGCACAAGAAGGAGCAUCGUCCAAGACGAUCAAUCUACUGUUCCAAUAUAUUCUCAACAUGGCACGCUAUGAUCUGGACUACAACGUGCGCGACAGGGCUAGGUUCUUGAGGGCACUUGUUUAUGGAAACCAAAAUGACUUGCAAUCGGGCGGCUCAGGCGAUCAGAAUCAGGAGAGCGAUGAGAAUGGAGAGAGCGAGGAGCAUCGUGAUCACGGUGAGGAUAUGGGAGGGUUCGAGUACAGCGAAAAGGAAUUGAAUCUGUCGGAUCAUAUCAAGGCCAUUCUAUUGAGCGAGAAGCCAGCGCCUGUUCAAGAGAAUCCAUCUCAUGGUCGUGAACAAUACAGGGUCGGCUCGAUGUCACUGGUGUUGAACCGCGUUGUAGCAGGGUACGAGCCCUUGCCAGAAUGGCCAACCACUCAACCUGAUCCCUCGGUGCGUCGAUUGGCGGCUCAGAUGGAUGCACCAGGAUACAUGAAUGAUCACACAGGAUUUGGGAGUGACUCUGCAUUUGCGAAGAGUCGUCAGGCAGCAGGCGGCUUUGAUGCUUCGGGUGGGUCGCGAUAUGAUGGACAAGCAGGAGCGUACCGUGGAGCGCAGUCGCUGGACAAGUUCUUGGAGUCGUCUUCAGAAGAAGAAACGUCGUCUGAGGAGGAAACUGAUUCGGAUGAGGAUGAUGAUGGAGAGGAGGAGACGAGUGAAGGAGAAGACGAAGAGGAGGAAGAAGCGAGCGAAGAGGAGGAGGAGGAGGAGGAGGAGGAGGAAAGCGAGGGGGAAGAGGAGGAGAGUGAAGAAGGGGUAUCGUCUGAAGAGGAGGCGAUCCUGCCACCGACGUCGAAGCGCUCCAACGGACGGCGUUGAUAGCUAAUGAUGAAUGUUUUUUCCAAAAUGAAAAAAAGUCUUAAUUGCAGAGCAACGACAUGACCAAUGGACUAAUGGAUCGCAAUGGUAUUGAUUGCGGGAAUGGUGGAGAA